UCCAGCGAGAGCUCACAUAUUCCCGCUUUGCUGAAGUCAGUGACUGCUUCACUCUCUCAAGUUGGAACAAACUUGGAAAUGACCUCUGAUGACCUCCAGAGUAAGACUAUGAGGAGUCAGCCUGAUCAGGAAUCACAUGAAGAAAAAGCUAAAGGUCUUUAUUUUCAUUCUCCUGGGAGGUGGUAUGCUGCGACAGUGACGCUAGGGAUCCUUGGCCUGGGAUUACUUGUCACGAUUCUAAUUCUGGUCGUGCAACUAUACCAGGUGUCUGAUCUCCUAAAGCAACAGCAAGCAAACCUGACUUGCCAGGAAAAUAUGUCGGAGGGACAAUUUUUAGCCCAACAGGGAACAGAAAAAUCUUCCAAAGAAUCACAAACGGAACUCAAAGAAAUGAUAGAAACUCUUUCCCAGAUGCUAGAUGAGAAAUCCAAAAUACUAACGGACCUGCAGCAACAGAACCUGAAUCUACAAGAAGCUCUGAAGAAAGCAGCAAACUAUUCAGGUCCUUGUCCCCAAGACUGGAUCUGGCAUGAAAAAAGCUGUUACUUCUUUUCCUCUGGUCCAUUUAAUUGGGAAACAAGUCAAGAGAACUGCUUGUCUUUGGGUGCCCAGCUGCUGAAAAUUAAUAGCACAGAAGAUUUGGAAUUCAUCUCCCAAGCAAGUGCCCACUCUAAUUUUCCAUUCUGGAUGGGAUUGUCUCGGAGGGCACCCAGCUCCUCCUGGCUCUGGGAGGAUGGUUCUCCGUUGUUGCCUCACUUGUUUAGACUCCGGGGAGCCGUUACCCAGAAGUACCCUUCAGAUACCUGCGCGUAUAUACAGAGGGGGACUGUCUUUGCUGACAAUUGCAUUUUAAGUGCAUUUAGCAUCUGUCAGAAGAGGGCAAUUCUACUGCAAGCACAAUGAAGCUGAAAGCUCAGGAAGGCAAGGAGGAGAAAAUGUUGACCGAAUUCUCUUUAGGAGCAUGUAGCUCUUCAUCACUUCGAGGCAAACCUUGAGCAUUUAAGAACUGCCUGUUAGCAGAUGGCCGCAGAUUCCCUGUGAAGACGGGGCUUCCCAAAGCCUGACACUUUCACACCAAACAUACCAAACAUCUCGAUUCUGUCUUUAUGUAUGCUUUUUCGCCUUUCCAGUCCUGAGUUCCCCGGGCACACUUUGAUUCCUCUUUCCUUUGGAUUGCAAUGGCCUCCUUCUCUUUACCCCGCCAGCAACCCUCUGUACACAGUGCUCUCCGUGCCGCCUUCCCCCAACCCGUCUCAAACCACACAGACAACCCACACGGAGAGCUUGCCCAACGGCAGACGGAAAGCUCAAAAGAGGAAGUGAGGACGUGGCACAGUGCACAUGCUAAAUAAAAAAUAGUAGAAGUAGAAAAUCCUGCUCUCAAUAUUAAAAACUACCUCUUGUUGGUCUUGAAUUGUGGUCCUUCUCCAGACUUCACGAUAUUUUCAUUCCCCUGUCUCUACACACACACACACACACACACACACACACACACACACACACACACACACACACACAUACACCCCUUGGUAUCUGUGGAGGCACUUGGAAUGUAAUUAAAAAUUUGAUGUCUUACCUUUGUGCUACAAUUCAUUAGCAUUUUUCUAAUCAGAUAUUGUUUCUCCAUUGGUUUCUACUAAAGCACAACUUCUUUUCUGUUUGUUUGUUUUGGAGCCACACCUGGCGAUGUUCAGAGGUUACUCCUGGCUCUGCACUCAGAACUUACCCCUGGUGGUGUUCUGGGGUUCAUAUGGGAGGCUGGCGAUCAACCCCAGUAGGUCAUGUGCAAGGCGCGUGCCCUCCUGUGACACCAUCUCUUUGGCCACCAAAAAACAGUUUCAAUCCUUCAAAACAGUAGUUAUUAGACUCAUGGGGUUAAUGAGAAAAAUGAUUAAAAAUUUGUCCCUGUGCAUCCAUUUCCUUUUGGAUGACCUCUUCUCAACUGUUAUGCUGCGCUGUGAAGCAAAAAAAUAUUGAAGACCAACAAUGAAGACAUUUAAUUUCAGAAUAAACUGAGCCAGAUUAGGGAAUGCUGUGAAAUUUAGAAACAAGUGGAAUAUUGCUUCUAUUUUUAGUUCUUCUCCUGUUCUACUCCCAUUCUAUUUCCCUUCAAAGACUAUUUUAUUCAAAAGGUAGCUUUUCUAUUUUGUUAUAUAUAAUUCAGCACCUUUCUACCAAAAGGAAACAGAAAAAGCAGACUCAUCUCUAGGACAAGAGAUAUUUUCUUUUAUAGACAGUUUUGCUGAGACUAUGGAUGUACAACAAAUUAAAACUAUUUUAAGUACACAGCUGAUGUCUUCAUAUAUGUAAACAUGUCCCCUGGAAAUUGUAAUAAUUAAGAUAACAAUAUACUGCUGCACCCAAAAGUUUCAUCAUAUCCCUCCCCUUUGCUUCCUGUCUCAGCAACUGAGUUUGUUCCAGUUAGCAAUUGUGGCAUUCACACAGCACCCUUUUGUGACAACUAGUUUCUUUCACUUAGCAUUGAUAUUUAGGCACCCACCCAUCGUGUUGCUUGUAUCACCUUUUCGUUCUUCUAAAAGGUUGAAGAUUAUUUUGUUGCUAGUUUAUGCCACCAAUCGCUGCUUAUCCAUUUACCUGUUGAUGUUUUUUGGUUGUCCUCAGUUUUGGGUUAUUGAAACUGUUUGAACAUUUAUUACCAUUCUUUGUAUGAACAGAGAUCUCUCUGCCUUUGUGUAAACACUUAGCUUUAUCUCUGAUUUAUUCAGUGGAUGUGCAUCAACCUAUUUAAGAAACUGUCAAACUGUUCUCUAAAUAUAUACCAUAUUUCUCUCCUAACAGCGUGUACAAAUGUCCCAAUUUCACCUCACUGCUAUUUUUACUUCAUAUGGUCAGCAUUGAAAAUUGAGUCAUUUUAUUGUGUAGUGGUAUAUCAUGGUAGCUUUAAUUUGAAUUUCCUAAAUAAAAAAAACUUGAGUAUCUAUUGAUUUGUUUCUUUAUAUUUAGUGCUUAUUUCCUAUUUGUCUGUUUUCUUUGAUUGGGUAACUACACAAUCUUAUGAAGUUUAGAGUAUUUGUUUUCUCAUUGCCGAGUUUUUCAAGUUCUUUUUAC
Sorex araneus (European shrew) is the source of this 3069-nucleotide messenger RNA. It is a transcript of the gene OLR1, whose product is annotated as oxidized low density lipoprotein receptor 1. Gene Ontology annotation, molecular function: low-density lipoprotein particle receptor activity. Gene Ontology annotation, biological process: inflammatory response; leukocyte cell-cell adhesion; lipoprotein metabolic process. Gene Ontology annotation, cellular component: signaling receptor complex; plasma membrane. The record is from RefSeq and is a predicted model, not a curated record. Lineage: Eukaryota; Metazoa; Chordata; Mammalia; Eulipotyphla; Soricidae. The transcript is spliced from 6 exons. Bases 79 to 903 code for a protein of 274 amino acids.